Molecule: messenger RNA, 990 nt
Organism: Penicillium arizonense
Lineage: Eukaryota; Fungi; Ascomycota; Eurotiomycetes; Eurotiales; Aspergillaceae
Product: intradiol ring-cleavage dioxygenase
Exons: 2
Coding region: 1-990 (329 amino acids)
Biological process (GO): catechol-containing compound metabolic process
Molecular function (GO): ferric iron binding; catechol 1,2-dioxygenase activity
Source: RefSeq, a predicted model, not a curated record
AUGGAUCCCUCCCAAGUCAAGAUCCCCCCCAUGAAAAACCUAACAGUGGACAACAUAACGGAAAAUGUAAUCCGAAUCAAUAGCCUCUGCGAAGACCAACGCAUGAAAUACAUCCUGGAACGCCUAGUAACUCACCUGCACGACUUCGCCCGCGAAACCCGACUCAGCAGCGACGAAUGGAUGACCGGCCUGCGCUUCCUAACAGAAGUAGGCCAAAUCACCACAGAUGUCCGACAGGAAUACAUCCUCCUGUCUGAUGUGCUGGGCCUCUCAAUCCUCGUCGACUCAAUCGACCACCCCAAACCACCAGGCUCAACAGAAGGCACAGUCCUCGGCCCGUUCCACACGCACGAUGCCGAGGAAAUGAGUGCCGGAGACUCCAUGUCCCAUGACCCCGAGGGUGAACCUUUGCUUGUUGUUUGUACCCUGCGUGAUACGGAGGGACGGCCUGUUGAGGGUGUUAAGAUCGAUAUCUGGGAGACGGAUUCGUCGGGUCAUUAUGAUGUUCAGUAUGCUGGACGGGAGGGUCCUGAUGGGCGUUGUAUUAUGCGGUCUGGGAGUGAUGGCGUGUUUUGGUUUAAGGCGAUUACGCCCGUGCCGUAUCCUAUUCCGCAUGAUGGGCCUGUUGGACGGUUGUUGAAGAAGCUGCAUCGGCAUCCGUACCGGCCUUCGCAUAUGCAUUUUAUGUUUGAGAAGGAGGGGUAUGAUCAUUUGAUUACGGCUCUCUACCUUCGUAAUGAUCCUUAUGAGACUUCGGAUGCUGUCUUCGGUGUUAAGGAUUCCCUUACCGUUGAUAUUGGAAAGGUCGGCCCGGAAUUGUCGAAGAAGUAUGAUGUUCCUGAGGGACAUGCUUUGCUCACUUAUGACUUUGUGCUUGUUUCCGAUGAGGAGACUAGCCAGUUGCGCGCUUAUAAUUCCAAGGUUGCGCUGGAUAAGCUUGGUCGGAAGGUUAAGAUUGUUAAUGGGUUGCCUGUGCCGGAUUUGGAUUAA